Molecule: messenger RNA, 530 nt
Organism: Abrus precatorius (Indian licorice)
Lineage: Eukaryota; Viridiplantae; Streptophyta; Magnoliopsida; Fabales; Fabaceae
Exons: 1
Coding region: 48-389 (113 amino acids)
Source: RefSeq, a predicted model, not a curated record
GUAAAGUAUUCAAAAAGACCAUCGUUGGUUUUACGCAUCAAAUUUGCAUGAUGGAGGCAGAAUACACAGGAUCAGGAUCAGGAUCAGCAUGUUGUUUUUGCUUCUCCACCAAGAAGAUUAGUGUUUCAAGGAAUGGCAAAUACAGUGGAGUUUCAAGUUCAGACCAAGUUGAAUGGGGAAAGAAUGACGAAAUACUAUCUGACAUGAGCACCUUUUCGGUCAAAGAACAAGAAAGAAGGCUGAAGAAAGCGUUGGAAGAGGAAGAGAGGGUAAGCAAAGAAGCGGAGAGGAUUGUCCAUUGGGUGAAGCAGGAAUCAGCUAGAAUUGAUGUUUCUACAGUAAAAUCAAUUCUUAGUGAUGAGGAAAAAGAAGCAACUGUUAAGAAAUAAUCGUGAGUUUAUUGAUUUCUGUUGUCUACUGUUUUCUUUCUUCUUCUUUUAAAGCUGUGGUUACAAGAAAUUGAAUAGUGUAUAAGCAUCUCUUAAUUAGAAAUACCCAUUUUUUCCCUUCUUAUAUAAAUAAACAAAAAA